Messenger RNA from Closterium sp. Naga37s-1, 1940 nucleotides. NCBI's taxonomy places the organism in Eukaryota, Viridiplantae, Streptophyta, Zygnematophyceae, Desmidiales, Closteriaceae. The record is from the annotation of a GenBank genome assembly.
AUGUGGUCCUCGAGAUGAUCGAGGGCUUGGUGGAGACCUACCCCAACCUGCAGUACCUCGAUGGCUUCCCUGACGUGAAGGUGGUGCUGCGAGCUGACGUCAGCAGAGGGACGUACGGGAAGGUGGCAAUAAUUUCGGGCGGCGGGAGCGGGCACGAGCCAGCGCAUGCAGGGUUUGUGGGGAAGGGCAUGCUCAGCGCCGCUGUGUGUGGGGAUGUCUUCGCCUCGCCUUCAGUCAACGCUGUCCUCAUGGCCAUUCGGGCAGUCACUGGGCCGGCUGGCUGCCUCUUGAUCGUCAAGAGCUAUACAGGUGACAGGCUAAACUUCGGAUUGGCAGCAGAGCAAGCCAAAGAGGAGGGCUUUAAAGUUGAUAUGGUGGUGGUGGGGGAUGACUGUGCGCUGCCGCCGCCUCGUGGCAUUGCGGGGAGAAGGGGCCUGGCGGGGACAGUCUUUGUGCACAAGGUGGCAGGGGCAGCUGCAGAGGAGGGCAAGUCGCUCGCUGACGUGGCAGCAGAGGCUCGCCAAGUGGCAGGCCUAGUGGGCACCAUGGGGGUGGGUCUUUCCGUGUGCACCGUGCCAGGGGGAUUUCCUUCCGAUCGACUCCCAGCCACCAAGAUGGAACUGGGGCUGGGCAUUCACGGGGAGCCAGGAGCAGCGGUGGUGGACAUGCAGCCGGUGGACGUCGUCGUGUCGCACAUGCUCAAAACCAUCAACAACCCCGAGACGGGCUACAUGCCUCUCAAGCUCGGCAGCAGAGUAGCUCUCAUGGUGAACAGCUUGGGUGCAACACCAGCCAUGGAGGUCAUGAUUGCGGCAGGCAAGGCUGUAGCGCAACUACAGGUGGAGCAUGGGCUGGCAGUGGAGCGGGUGUAUGCAGGCCACUUUAUGACUUCCCUCGACAUGUCAGGCCUGUCCCUCUCAGUGCUCAAGGUGGACGAUCAAGUGCUGCAGCGACUAGACUUCCCAACCCUCGCCCCUGCAUGGCCCAACGCCUGCCAAGGUGCGCGUCCAGCUACCAAGGUGCCAGUGCCGCUCCCCCCAGCCCCACCAGGCUCCCAACCUGCAUCAGCGUGUGAGCGCCCAAAGGAGUUAACAGAGGAGGGGCGGUGCCUGGAGCGGUGCAUUCGGGGGGGUGCUCAGGCCGUGCUGGCUCUGGCAGUGGACCUGAAUGCAUGGGAUGCUAAGAUUGGCGAUGGGGACUGCGGGAGCACGAUGAGUCGUGGGGCCAAGGCAGUUCUCGAUGCCCUCGCCUCAAGAUACCCCCUUAAUGAUGCACCAGCAACAGUGAGGGAGAUGGGCGCGAGUGUGCGGUGCUCCAUGGGUGGAACAAGCGGAGUGAUAUACGACAUCUUCUGUCGCUCCGCAUAUGUGAAGCUGAGGGAGCUCGCAGGACCAGCAGCACAGCCCACCCCUGCCCACUGGGCGGCUGCCUUUGAAGCGGCAGUGGCAGCGGUGAGUCUGUACGGCGGCGCUCAAGCCGGGUACCGCACCAUGCUGGAUGCGCUUCUGCCCGCCUCUGCCACUCUCACUAGCAGCAUCCACGCAGGGGAGCCUGCUGGAGCAGCGCUGGCAGCUGCUGCUCAGGCUGCUGCUGCAGGAGCCGAGUCUACCAAGUCAAUGCCAGCUCUGGAUAUGCUAGAGGAGGAGGAGGACGGUGCGCACCCCAACCCAUUCUACGAAGACCCCUCGCACGCCCCCGAGCCCCCCGCCACCAAGGACGACGAGGCAGAGGACGAGGAGGAAGGGCUUGCAGGGGAGGAGGAUGUGGUGGAUGCCACUGCCAAGGAAGGGGAUGGGAUGGCUCCGGACGAGGAGGGGGGUGAGGCAGAUGCAGAGAUGGGAGGUGCGGAUGAGUGGAGCGAGGAUGGAGACGACUGGUGGGCAGCAGGCCGCUAUGAGGGAGAGGAAGUGGAGGAGUGGGUUGCGGGCGAGGAUGAAUGA